AGGACAACCAAGAGGCGGGUAAAAUCAGUCGUCACCUGGUGAUUCGUCUUGAGACGUGCGAUUUUUUAGUGAAAAAUCAAGUGAAUCCGACUGGCGGAAACAUGAAGAUAUUUUUCAUCAGUCCAAUGAUUAUCGGCUUAUUGUUAGCGAUUUCUCCCCACGUAACGGCCUGGUUAGUCUCACGAGACUACGAUUCAUCUGAGGAGAGAUACGGAGGACACGGAGGUCUCGGUGGGGCAUUGAAGGCUGGAGCAGAAUUUCAUGGAGAACUCGGUGGUGGAGGACAUGGAGGAUUUGGUGGCAUCGGUUUACUCAGUCAUGCAGCUAAAGCUGCAUUGAGAUUAGGAUCAGGAUUGACUGGUGGAUUGCAUGGAGGCUACGGUGGACACUCAGGAUUUAGAGGUGGAUCACAUGGAGGAUUCAGCAUUGAAGAGCAAGCGAAACUCGUUGCUGAAGGACAUGCAGGAUUCCAAACCGGUGGAUUGGGAGGACUAAGUCUGGAAGGACGCGCAGGCUUCGUUUCUGAAAAACACGGGGAAUACGGUACUGGAGGAUAUGGAGGAUUCGAUUCUGAUGAACAUCUACUAGGUUUCGUUUCUGAACACCAUGGAAGGCAUGGACAUGAACAUGGAUAUGGACAUAGGCAUGGGCAUAGGCAUGGGCAUGGGCAUAGGCAUGGGCAUGGGUAUGGGCAUGAGUAUGGGCAUGAGUAUGGGCAUGGGCGUGGAUAUGGGCAUGGGCAUGGACAUAGGCAUGGGCAUGGGUAUGGGCAUGGGCAAUAUGGCGGAUUGCAUACCGGAGGCCAUGGAGGAGUCGGUUUUGAAAAAUACGCAACCCUAGUUGCUGAACACGAGGGAGGAUUUGGUACUGGACUACUCGGAGGACUCGAUUCUGAAGAUCACCUAAGCUUUGUUGUUGAAAAACAUGGAGGACAUGGAUAUGGACAUGGACAUGGACAUGGAUAUGGAUAUGGGCAUGGACAUGGUCAUGGGCAUGGGUACGGACUCGAUUCUGAAGAUGAGCUAAGCAUUGUUGUUGAAAAACUUGGAGGACAUGAAUAUGGACAUGGAUAUGGACAUGGGCAUGGGCAUGGUUAUGGGCAUGGGCAUGGGUACGGGCUUGGACGUGGGUAUCGACGUGGGCAUGCAUAUGGAUUUGGACAUGGAAAAUAUGGAAUAGACGACAGUUUCAGUUCUGACGAACGUGCAAGCUUCAUUUUUGGAAAACAUGGAAGAUAUGGUAGUGAAGAAUAUGGAGGAUUGAGAUUCGGAGAAUAUGGAAGACACGGUUCUAAAGAACACCUACUCCUUGGUAGAAGACACGGUUCUGACGAACGAAUAAGCCUCCUUACGGCAGGGCACGGAGGAUUCAGUUCUGAAGACCACCUAAAACUCAUUGCUGAAGGACACGGAGGAAUUGGUAUAGGAUUGGACGCCGGAGGAAUCGGAGGACUCAAUCUUGAAGAGCGCGCAAGCUUCAUUGCUGAAGGACAUAAAGAAUUGGACAUCGGGGGACACGGAGGACUCUAUUCUAUAGAACACAGAGGACUCGAAGGUUCAGGAUUUCUGGACGGAUUCCACAACAUUCGGAGAAAAAUCGCUGGUGUAGCACAGGCUGGAACAGAUGCCAUUGUGGCAGUGGGUGGAGGAGUAGUAGGCGCCGGUAAAGAGUACAUUUCAGGAGUGGCAAAUGCCGGAAAGACCUUGUAUGGAACAUAUGCGAGUGGAAAGGAUCAUUUUCAAACAUUCCAUAGGCGUAAACAUGGUCACUUUGAGCACGAUGGUUACGCAGAGGGCGGGUACCAUGCAGGAGGACACGCUGAUGGUGAAAUCGAUCUUAGAGGACUUGGUGGACUGAAAUUCGGCCUGGGAGCGCACGCUGAAGCAGAAUUCGACGCUGGAGGACACCUGGAAACAGAAUUCGACGGAUAAGAUAAUUACAAACCAGGAAAACAUGUAGAAGAUGCAAACCUGAAUUCACAAAUUUGAAAUAGACCAGAUCAGACGGUCAAUCUAUGAUAUAACUGAAUAAUAAAUAUUCUUCAAGAUAAAUUGUUUGUUGAAUGAAUUAAUGAUAUUAAUGAACGAAGAAUUAUUAAACAUGUGACAGUAAA
Messenger RNA from Fopius arisanus, 2113 nucleotides. Its product is annotated as glycine-rich cell wall structural protein 1.8. The record is from RefSeq and is a predicted model, not a curated record. The transcript is spliced from 2 exons. Lineage: Eukaryota; Metazoa; Arthropoda; Insecta; Hymenoptera; Braconidae. The coding region runs from base 102 to 1931 and encodes 609 amino acids.